Messenger RNA from Mus pahari (shrew mouse), 2361 nucleotides. It is a transcript of the gene Pttg1ip, whose product is annotated as PTTG1 interacting protein. Gene Ontology annotation, biological process: protein import into nucleus. NCBI's taxonomy places the organism in Eukaryota, Metazoa, Chordata, Mammalia, Rodentia, Muridae. Gene Ontology annotation, cellular component: cytoplasm; nucleus. Bases 165 to 689 code for a protein of 174 amino acids. The transcript is spliced from 6 exons. The record is from RefSeq and is a predicted model, not a curated record.
GCCCGGAGGCGGGCGUAGGUCAGGGGGCGGAGCCUGCGGCUGCGUACUCGCAAGCUCCGCCCCUCCAGCGCGCUUACGGAGGCGGAGCGCUUACUGUGGAAACAACCUGGCUCGGCGGCGUAGAAGUUAAGUCGUCUGAAGUCCCCUCCGACGUCGCGCCCAGCAUGGCGCCUGCUAACCUUGGGCUGACGCCGCACUGGGUGAUGCUCCUCGGUGCGGUGCUGCUGUUGCUUCUGCCCGGAGCCUCCGCGCAGGAACCUCCGCGAGUGGGUUGCUCUGAGUACACCAACAGAUCCUGUGAAGAGUGCCUCAGGAAUGUCUCGUGUCUGUGGUGCAACGAGAACAAGGCGUGCCUGGACUACCCAGUGAGGAAAAUCUUGCCCCCUGCUUCUCUUUGUAAAUUGAGUUCCGCUCGCUGGGGCGUAUGCUGGGUGAACUUCGAGGCCUUGAUCAUCACCAUGUCGGUGCUUGGGGGCUCUGUGCUCCUGGGCAUCACUGUGUGCUGCUGCUACUGCUGCCGCCGAAAGAAGAGCCGGAAGCCAGACAAGAGCGAUGAGCGGGCCAUGAGAGAGCAGGAGGAGAGGAGAGUGCGGCAGGAGGAGAGGAGAGCGGAAAUGAAGUCAAGACAUGAUGAAAUCAGGAAAAAAUAUGGUCUGUUUAAAGAACAAAACCCGUAUGAGAAGUUCUAAGGUGGCCGGCACACACUUGGUGGUGGAUCGUGCAGUUCCAGAGUUUCCUGGGAGUGCACUCCCCAGCAGAGCCUGCAGAGACCUCGCCACCAUGGCCACCCUAGAUCUGGGUGAUCCCUCCAGCCUCAACUGGCACCAGCGUGGCCUUGAGAGGACAAUCCUGCUCUUGUUCCCUCUGUGUCUGUAUGUAAUCACCUGAGACCUUAAUCUCGUUGAUGUCUUUUUUGGGGGGGAGGAAGUAUACUUGGUCCCCACACUCUGCAAGCUGAUUACGAAGCUGGCAGCCUGAGGUGCUGACUGGCUGCUGAGCGGCCUUGCUGGAAGAUUCACAUUGCAACAAGCAAGAGCCAUGUUUACUUUGUUAUGGCAAGAACUGACCACCACCCUUACUCCCUGAAGGCUGUGUUUUGUCUGUAGGCCCACUGCUGUGACACACCCUUGUUGUUUUAAUUUUGGUGGCCUCUUGGAAGGCACUGUCCCUAAGUCUGGUAAGGAUUGGCUUCCUAACCCAGCUCCAUCCAAUAGCACAAAAGCUUAUAAAGUCACCUGAAGUCUUUAAUAAUCUCUCAGGAAACAGUCCUACCAAAACCUGUCGUGAGACGUCCAGGCCUCUUGGAUGACAUUUUUCAUUUUCAGUCUAUACUAGACUGAGAAUCUUCCUGCCAUGGAAAACCUGAGCUCUGAAUUCAGUUUGAUCCUCGUGUGAGGGCUGAAUGUCCAUCUCGGGCCUCUCUAGCCACACUGGUGCACAGACUCCAGUGUCCUCAGAAGGGCUUUGUGUAGGGCCUUGGACAUCGCCCUCUACAAGUCAGGCAACUAUAUGUAUUGUGGAGGAUGAACAGAGUGUCCCCUGGCCAUCCUGUUGUGGGAGCUGAGUGUGUAGGCAGACAGGAGGACCCCACACCAUCCUGCCUUCCAGGAUAACUGCCUGAGCUGGCAUAGACACCCACCUCACCUCCACCCUGCUUCCGGCCGUGCCUCCUCACCUAUCAUGCCUGACACAUCCACAUGGGCCCUGAGAACGUUGUCAGGGGACACCUUCCAUCCACACUGUACAUUUCUUUGAAAUCCUGAUGUGUCCUAGUAAGCAGAUCACAACCCUGAUGGCAGGGUAAGGAGGAAAGAUAUUCCCCCUGGGAAAGCAGCCACCAGCAGAUGAGGUGGUCUUACUGUAGACUCCCUCAUGCCUGAGACCUCACCUAGCAGCUUGGUAACCUUUUCACCUGUCAGUCUGUCCAGGGAUUAACAUUUUCCUCUCAUCUGAUUUCCACAAAGUAAGGGAAUAACCUUUACCACAAUCUGGAGUCUUACCAUUUUUCUGCUUUGUUAGGCAUUUAAUGGAACUUAGAGCCUUGUCAAACAUUUCUUAAGUAUUAUAGCGGCCAUUGAGAGUUAUCUUUCUCCUGUCUGUUGAAAGGGAACCCUUCUCACAGGCCCUGAUGAACUUCAUGUUAAUAUGUCGCAUGUAUACAUUGUACCUGUUAGGUUGCUGAGCUGAUGUUAGAGUAUUUAAUUUUUCAGUGUAGGAAUGCAGCAGGUGCUUGUGGGAGUGGCCUGUGCCGCCUGCCUUUGAGCAGCAUGAAGAGAAGCCACAGGACCAAGCCUGACACCAUCACACCCAGUGCCUUAGUUUUUAACCACUGUCCAAUAAAAUGGUUGAAUAUGGCUUUGA